Messenger RNA from Osmerus eperlanus (European smelt), 2292 nucleotides. RefSeq names its product monocarboxylate transporter 1-like. Gene Ontology annotation, molecular function: monocarboxylic acid transmembrane transporter activity. Gene Ontology annotation, cellular component: plasma membrane. The record is from RefSeq and is a predicted model, not a curated record. Lineage: Eukaryota; Metazoa; Chordata; Actinopteri; Osmeriformes; Osmeridae. The transcript has 5 exons. Gene Ontology annotation, biological process: transmembrane transport; monocarboxylic acid transport. Bases 240 to 1754 code for a protein of 504 amino acids.
CCUCCGGUUAGAGUGGGCGGGGUUCUGCGCACGCGCGAAUGCUGCGUUCCAUUAUAGAAGUUCCCAAUGUGGUACCCUGCGAUACACACGUUUAACCAUUAUCAAGCACAAGGACAUCCCGGACACGAGCUGUUACUGAGUCUGAAUUUCAAAUAUUGUGGUCCAGUGUGUCUCCUGAACCCGUGUGUGUAUGUGAGAGGGAGCGUGUCCACAUCCCAGCGUAGCAGUUCUCUCCAGUCAUGGCUCCAGCGGUGGGCGGGCCGGUAGGGUACACCCCUCCAGAGGGGGGCUGGGGCUGGGCGGUGGUGGCCGGGGCCUUCAUCUCCAUCGGCUUCUCCUACGCCUUCCCCAAGUCCAUCACCGUGUUCUUCAAGGAGAUCGAGGUGAUCUUCAACGCCACGCCCAGCCAGGUGUCCUGGAUCUCCUCCAUCAUGCUGGCCGUCAUGUACGCAGGGGGUCCGAUCAGCAGUAUCCUGGUGAACAAGUUUGGCAGUCGACCAGUCAUAAUGGUGGGAGGCUGUCUGUCGGGCUCGGGGCUCAUAGCUGCUUCCUUCUGCAACAGCGUGGAGCAGCUCUACUUCUUCAUCGGCGUGGUGGGAGGUCUGGGCUUGGCCUUCAACCUGAACCCGGCCCUCACCAUGAUCGGCAAAUACUUCUUCAAGCGGCGGCCCAUCGCCAACGGCAUCGCCAUGGCGGGCAGCCCCGUGUUCCUGUCCACGCUGGCGCCCCUCAACAGCUGGUUCUUCGACCAGUUCGGCUGGCGGGGCAGCUUCCUCAUCCUGGGGGGCCUCCUGCUCAACUGCUGCGUGGCCGGCUCCCUCAUGAGGCCCCUGGGCCCCGACCCCCAGCCCGCCAAGUCCCAGGACGCCACCGAGCUGGGCGAGAAGGAGAAGGAGGCGGCGGCCUCGGCGGCGGCGGCGGUGCCGCCCAAACGCACGGCACUGGAGCGGAUCAACGGCGUGAUCGACCUGACGCUGUUCAAGCACCGGGGCUUCCUGCUCUACCUGCUGGGCAACUUCAUCAUGUUCUUCGGCCUCUUCUCGCCCCUCGUCUUCCUCUCCAACUACGCCAAGAGCAAGGACAUCAGCAAGGAGAAGGCUGCCUUCCUGCUGUCCGUGAUGGGCUUCGUGGACAUGGUGGCCCGGCCCUCCAUGGGCCUGCUGGCCAACACCAAGUGGGUCCGGCCGCGCAUCCAGUACUUCUUUGCGGCGUCCGUCCUGUACAACGGCGUGUGUCACGUGCUGGCGCCGAUCUCCGUGGACUACAUGGGCUUCGUGGUGUACGCCAUUUUCUUUGGCUUUGGGUUCGGCUGGCUGAGCGCCGUCCUGUUCGAGACCCUGAUGGACCUGGUGGGGCCCCAGAGGUUCUCCUCAGCCGUGGGGCUGGUCACCAUCGUGGAGUGUGGGCCUGUGCUGCUGGGACCACCACUACUGGGCCGCUUCUAUGAUAAUUACCAGAGCUACGACUACACCUACAUGAGCUGUGGCAUCAUCCUCAUCAUCUCCAGCGUGUUCCUCUUCGUGGGCAUGGGCCUCAACUACCACCUGCUGGACAAGGAGAAGAAGGAGGAGGAGAAGAGGGAGAGGGAGGAGCCCAAGGAGGAGCGCACGGCCAUGCUGGAGGCCCCCAGUCCUUCCAAGGAGGAGGAGGAGGAGGAGGAGGAGAAAAAGGAUGGAGGGGCAGAGGGAGAAAACGGCCAGGCUACCAUCUCGUUGGCAAAUGUCUCCAAGAUGGAUGAGGACACAGUCCUAUAGGGGCACGGACCUGAGACACAUGGCCGCACGCACACACACACACACUCCAGACGAACGACAAACAGGAGCUCAUGCAAACAAAAACGGGUCAUACAUGUAAACUCCAGCCAGCCAGACAGAUGUAUUUCUGUAUAUACUCACACCCUCACAAACCUGCCUUGGUCUUACAAGACACAGGUUCCCCCCCUCCUGCGUUUGGUAGUGGUGGUGUUGCGUCGCUGUAACAACGUUUAGGAUUUAUCUCAGGGUCUUUGGUCCUGAGUUUUUCAAAAAGGUGCACACCCAUCUUCUGCUUUCAUCUGUUUUUCAACCCCCCCCCCCCCCCCCCCCACACACACACACACACACACACACACGCACACGCACACACGCUCUCAGUACUCAAGAUAUGUAUGUGACUCUGAAGUUCACAUGCUUGGUAGCCUUGUGUGGCUGGACUUCAUCUCGUUGUCAAUGCUCUGGGAGCCUGGAUGAAGGGAGUUGUGCAGAGAGGCAGUUUGAUCUCUGUUUUUAGAUAAUAUAGGUAAUAAUUCAUAUA